Capsella rubella is the source of this 863-nucleotide messenger RNA. RefSeq lists its product as uncharacterized. Lineage: Eukaryota; Viridiplantae; Streptophyta; Magnoliopsida; Brassicales; Brassicaceae. The record is from RefSeq and is a predicted model, not a curated record. Bases 87 to 620 code for a protein of 177 amino acids. The transcript is spliced from 2 exons.
GAUUGUUCAUUUUCUCACUCACUCACACUAUUUUCAUUUUCUCUCUAACCGUAAACGAAUCUUUCAAGCUUUUUUUUUUCCCUGAGAUGGCUCAAGAAGAUGUUACUGCUGGUGGUGCUAACGGAGGAGCUGCUACUACGACGGUGGAGAAACCUGUUGUUGGCGCUACGACUACGGCCUUCGCUGCUUUCAAGACGACGUUGAUCGUUGAAGCUCAGAAAGUUAGCGACGCUGUUACGUUCUACAAAUCUGCUUUUGGUGCGAUCGAGUCUGGUCACAGUGUUUACCCUAAGCGUAAGCUUGACCAAGAGCUUCCUCAUGUUCUCUCUUCUGAGCUUAACCUUGUUGGUUCGACCUUCGUUGUUCGUGAUGUCGCUACUCUCUCUGGUUUCACUGCGAAAUCGGGAGGUGCUUCGAUGACACUAACACUCGAGACUGACGAUGUUGAAGCAGCCGUUGCGAAAGCUGUAUCCGCCGGAGCUGUGAAAGUGGAGGUUACGGAGGUUGAGACUGAAGGAGGUGUCACCGGCAAAGUUACUGAUCCGUUUGGUUUCACUUGGAUCUUCUCUGCUCCGGCAAAGGAGAUCGAGAAUGCCGCCACCGAGAACAAGGAGGUUUAACCGUCGGAUCUGAUUUUUUCGUCGGGUUCUGAACAAAAAAAAAACUCUGUUUAUCCUAAUUUCUGGUUUAUUUUGUCUUUUGUGGAUUCCGGUUCGUAGUUAAACCGGAUCGAGUAGCGUUAAUGACUUUUUCUCGGUAGCGUUUUAAAAUUUCACCCCUUUUGACAUACUCUAAUUAUGGUGAAAUCAGAUAUUAUUAAUCUCGGGUUUUAUAUGUUUUGUUAAUGAUUUUGCUUCUCUUAA